Pogoniulus pusillus (Red-fronted tinkerbird) is the source of this 3084-nucleotide messenger RNA. RefSeq names its product OTU deubiquitinase 6B (gene OTUD6B). Gene Ontology annotation, molecular function: cysteine-type deubiquitinase activity. Gene Ontology annotation, biological process: protein deubiquitination. The record is from RefSeq and is a predicted model, not a curated record. The transcript has 7 exons. The coding region runs from base 78 to 986 and encodes 302 amino acids. NCBI's taxonomy places the organism in Eukaryota, Metazoa, Chordata, Aves, Piciformes, Lybiidae.
GGCGAGGUCCCGCCUGCCGCAGGGGUUGGAGGUCAUAAGCGCCGCCGCCGUGUGGUGCCGGUGUGCCUCAGGCACUCAUGGAGGGCUCCGGCGAUGAGGAGUCGGAAGCCGAAGGGCCGCUGCAGCAGCUGGUGAAGCGGCAGCGCAGGGAGAAACGGGAGCUCCAGGCAAAAAUCCAAGGCAUGAAAAAUGUAGUUCCCAAGAAUGAUAAAAAGCGAAGAAAACAGCUGGCUGAUGAAGUUGCCAAAUUAGAGGCAGAACUUGAACAGAAGCACAAGGAAGAAUUAAAGCAGCUGAAGGAAUCUUCACCUGAGCAGAAUAAGACAGAUUCCAUAGCUGAUGGAGUUGCAAGUUUAAAGCUUCAAGGAGUAGAGCAACAAAUUCAGCAUCCCCGGAUAUCAAAAGCACAGAAGAGGCGGGAAAAAAAAGCUGCCUUGGAGAAAGAACGAGAAGAGAGGAUAGCUGAAGCUGAGAUUGAAAAUUUAACAGGUGCUAGACAUCUUGAAAGUCAGAAACUUGCCUCCCUGUUGGCAGCGAGGCACUUGGAGAUUAAGCAGAUCCCUUCAGAUGGCCACUGUAUGUACAGAGCUAUUGAAGAUCAGCUCAAGGAUUGCCACAACUCCUGUACUGUUGCAGCUCUGAGGAACCAAACAGCAAAGUACAUGCAAAGCCACUUGGAUGACUUCCUGCCGUUCCUUACAAACCCUAGCACCGGAGACAUGUACAGCAGAGAGGAGUUUGAAAAAUACUGCGAUGAUAUAGCAAACACAGCUGCGUGGGGUGGUCAACUGGAACUAAGGGCUUUGUCACACAUCUUGCAAACACCUAUUGAAGUGGUGCAAAUGGAUUCCCCUCCCAUCAUUGUUGGUGAAGAAUAUUCAGGCAAACCAAUAAUACUUGUGUACAUGAGGCAUGCCUAUGGAUUAGGGGAACAUUACAAUUCUGUAAAACUUCUAACAGACACUGCUACAGAAAAUGGCAGCUAGCAUAGAAAAAUCAUGAAUCCACAUGGAUGAAAGUUGCAUCUUUGAAUGUUGGGCUCCAGGCAAUUCCCAGACAGUGGAAAGUGAAAUUAAGUGGAAUGGAUGAAAAAUGGGAGGGGGAAGGGACAUGGAAGGUUUGACUAUAAACGAAAAAUAGCUCUAGAUUUGAAACAAAGCCAAACCAAUAUCACAUGACAAUAUGUUGAACUUGUUGGUAUGCAUCUUGUUUACACAAUCUCCUCUAAAAUGAUGGCUGUGUAGAUCAGGAAUUCUGUUUUAUUUAGUAAGAGAUUCUUCCUGUGCUGUAAUGAAGCUAAUGAGUAGUAAAUGUUUUGGCUGAUUUGCAUUUCUGCUGAAGAAUUCAGGUUAACCCACUGGUUCCUGUUACAUUAUUUCUGGCAGAUUUUGAUGAUUGUGGAACAGUUAAAGACAUUUAAAAUCACUGAUUUUUCUUUUGGUUGAUGGAAUAUCCUCUGCAGUGUUUCUUUAGCUCUUUCAGGAUGCUGUAGGACUCCCCCCUAUUUUGGUUUGGCCAGAGAAGAGCUGAAGACUAAUCUAGCAGUAGAAUGUCUUGCUUGGCUGAAGGAAGUACACAGUCCUUUUAUUUUAAAGACCUUCAUCUCAGAUUUAUACUAAGGGUGAGGAUGUUACUUUUGGGGGUGUUUCUGCAGUUGACAGUAGCAACUGAACACUUGAUGCUGUUUCUAGUGAUGAAUCUGUCAUUUGACACCAGAACAUUGAUGCAAGUGAACCAUGCUGUUCAUCCUUCAGCCUUUAAUCUGUGCAUUUCCAUGGUAUAGAAAUCAUCCAAACAAAGAGCUCUUUAACGUCCUCACUUCAGGUACUGAAACUCAUCUGAACUUAUCGUUGAUGGAUCUGCUGAUCUCUAAGCACUUUGAAACAAAAUGUGAUGUUUUAAAAUGCUUAAAACAGCUGGUUGCAUACAAGUGUAAGCAUAACCACCUUGGGAUUUGUCAGUGUCUUUUAAAGGUGACCUGCAAAAGAAUGAAAUUUAUUUUCCUUGCUUCUUAACGAUGCAAUAAGACUUGAAAAGUGGAAUUUUUUAAUAUGGAUCAACUUUUUACAUUAGAAACUUGGACUUUUGUCAUUAAGUCACUAUAAAUGUGGCUCCAAAAACAGCAGCCUACUGAAACCAAAGCUGUAAUGCAAUUAUCUUUGAACAACAGAAGUGAUUUAUUCACUUUUUUUGUCAAUGCCUUAGUCAAUAACAUAACUGUAUUUUAGUGCUGAUGAGUUGGAGAAAAGCAAUUAGUCUAAAGCUGAAACACCUUUGCCUGAUUUGAGGAUUACGAGCUAACAGUGUGCAUCUUGUAGUUGUAGACUGAUGUUCCUGAGGCUUAUAGAAUUGCUCUUAUUUAAGAAGAAGGGAGAUAAUAGUCAUUCUGAAUGAGAUUAUGUCUGGUUUAAAGCACUUUGAGUAAGAUAAGGAGAGGGAAAAUAAUCAGAAAAAUACGGGACAACGUUUUGAACAAGGGGACUUAAAUAUGACUGGUGCCUGCCAGGCAAGCAAAGUAUUAAUGGGAUCAGGAGUUUUUACAUCCUUAUUUAUCUGAUACAGUAUAGAAAUGCAGCUGUGCUUAUGGCAGCUGCUUUACUCUAGAAUUUAUUUUGCUGCUUUUAUUGUAUAAAACUGUUUUUAACUGCAAUUAAUAAAUGGAUGCAACAGGAUGGAAAAAAGUGUCUCUAAAAGUAAUAAUCAGGCAUACUCUUCUCUGUGGUGUUUAGAACUGAUGUGAUAGGAAAUGCACAUGCUGCGUUUUAUUGCCCCUCCAUGAAUAAAUGGCCUUCAGUUUAUUGGAUUUUUUCAUCUUUAUUUGAUUAAAUGACAAACAGCCCCUUCCUGCCCCAGAAUUCUGAAGCAACUGUAACAACAGUUUGUCUUGUAGAAGAUAUUUACAAUUUGCAGAAAGCAAAAUAAUGGUUUAAUAUAGUGAGUGAAAGAUCCUUGCUUAUGCUGUGUGGGACUUGCCAAAAAGUAAUAAAUUGGUUUACUUGUGGCAAAUCCUGUUGUGGUCAUUUAUUUUGUACUUAGAUUGUUUCUUCUUAACUCUUGUAAUAAAUUUGCUCAUUUUAAAUCUCA